GGCAGGAGCUUUGAUCGAUGUCAAUCCUACGCCGAUCUUGAAGGAUGAGCUUGAUAUUGUGAUCCCGACGAUUCGAAACCUGGACUUCUUGGAGAUGUGGAGGCCGUACUUCGAGCCCUACCACCUGAUCAUAGUCCAGGACGGUGACCCGUCGAGAACCAUCAAGGUCCCAGAUGGCUUCGACUAUGAGCUCUACAAUUGGAACGACAUCAACCGCAUUCUGGGUCCCAAGGCCUCUUGCAUUUCCUUAAAGGACUCUGCUUGCCGCCGCUUUGGCUACUUGGUCUCUAAGAAGAAGUACAUCUUUACCAUGGACGACGAUUGCUUUGUUGCCAAAGACCCAUCUGGGAAAGAGAUCAAUGCACUCGAACAAAAUAUAAGAACCUGCUAAAUCCAUCAACUCCUCUAUUUUUCAACACUCUUUAUUAUCCAUACAGAGAAGGCGCAGACUUUGUUCAUGGAUAUCCUUUAAGACCAAUUGGGUUGUAACUGGUUACCUUCAAUUGCCCUUAACAGAUUGAUUUGUUUUUACUUUAAUUUCAAUUUUAAAAUUUGAAAUUGCCCUAUGUACUUGGUGCAUGCAAGUACCUAAGAAUUUCCGCAUUUUGUCCUCCAAUUGCAACGGAUAUAACAAGAGUCAAAGACAAACUCCACUUUCUUGGUGAAGUCAAAUCCAAUUCCUCCGUUUCUCAAUUAUCAGUGUCUUUUUGCUUUUGCUGAGCUUCUCUCUGAAACUGUAGGCUCUCUCUGCGUUUCAACAGCAAUGGCAGGAGCUUUGGUCGACGUCAAGCCUACGCCAAUCCUGAAGGCCGAGCUUGACAUUGUGAUCCCCGCAAUUCGAAACCUGGACUUCUUGGAGAGGUGGAGGCCGUACUUCGAGCCCUACCACCUGAUCAUAGUCCAGGACGGUGACCCGUCGAGGACCAUCAAGGUCCCAGAUGGCUUCGACUGUGAGCUCUACAAUCGAAACGACAUCAACCGCAUUCUGGGUCCCAAGGCCUCUUGCAUUUCGUUCAAGGACUCUGCUUGUCGCUGCUUUGGCUACUUGGUCUCUAAGAAGAAGUACAUCUUUACCAUUGACGAAGAUUGCUUUGUUGCCAAAGACCCAUCUGGGAAAGAGAUCAAUGCACUCAAACAACAUAUAAAGAAUCUGCUAAAUCCAUCAACUCCUCUAUAUUUCAACACUCUUUAUGAUCCAUACAGAGAAGGCGCAGACUUAUUCCAUGGAUAUCCUUUUAGUCUCCGUCGGGGUGUACCUACAGCUGUUUCUCAUGGCCUCUGGCUCAACAUCCCUGACUGUGAUGCUCCCACCCAGCUUGCCAAUCCUCUAGAAAGGAACACUAGGUUUGUUGAUGCAGUUCUGACCAUACCCAAGAUAACUCUAUUUCCUAUGUGUGGUAUGAACUUGGCAUUCAACCGUGAACUGAUUGGACCAGCAAUGUACUUUGGACUCAUGGGCAAUGGUCAGCCAAUUGGAAGAUAUGGUGAUAUGUGGGCUGGCUGGUGCAUGAAGGUUAUAUGCGACCAUUUGGGAUAUGGCGUCAAGACUGGUCUUCCCUACAUAUGGCACAACAAAGCCAGCAAUCCAUUUGUUAGCCUAAAAAAGGAGUACAAAGGUAUAUUCUGGCAAGAAGAGCUGAUCCCCUUCUUCCAAUCUGCGGUCCUUACAAAAGAAUGCACUACUGUUCAGAAAUGCUACAUCGAACUGUCAAAGCAAGUCAAGGCUAAGCUUGGCAAGAUUGACCCAUACUUCCUUAAGCUGGCAGAUGCCAUGGUUACUUGGAUAGAAGCUUGGGAUGAGCUUAACGGAAAAGUGUACGCUGUGUCAUCAUACUUGGACAAUCACCCUGGUGGAGACGAAGUAGUCCUUGCUGCAACUGGAAGAGAUGCCACUGAAGAUUUUGAAGAUGCUGGGCAUAGCAAUACUGCAAGGGAGCUUGACACCACUUCCUCAGCUAUCCCGGAACUUGAUAUAACCUCUAAGAAUCAACCAGUUGAUUAUCUUCAGAAGAUCAAGGACUUGACAAAGCCCAUCUGGGCAGAUGCAGACACAUGGUUUGAGAGGCAGCAACAAGAAGAGGAAAUGUAGCGUAUUCAGGCCGAGAACUGGGCUGCCAGGCUGCGGAAGAGUUACACAGGAAAAAGAAGACAGAAAGCGAGAUGAAGGAUGACCCCAUGGCAAGGGCUGAAGUAGAAAUUUUGAAACAAAAUGACUAGUUCCACUGCUCCCCAAGUGAAAAUUAUGAGAGGAAAAUGCUUUUGUUUCCAUCAAAUCCUUGUAAUUUGUCAAGCUCCCUUGUAAAACUUUGCUAACGAAACAAAUACCUGAUUCUUAAUGAGAUAGAUGAUGAGUUAUCCUUC
This is a messenger RNA of Prunus avium (sweet cherry), 2361 nucleotides long. Its product is annotated as putative UDP-arabinopyranose mutase 1. Gene Ontology annotation, biological process: UDP-L-arabinose metabolic process. Gene Ontology annotation, cellular component: cytosol; Golgi apparatus. The record is from RefSeq and is a predicted model, not a curated record. Gene Ontology annotation, molecular function: UDP-arabinopyranose mutase activity; heme binding. NCBI's taxonomy places the organism in Eukaryota, Viridiplantae, Streptophyta, Magnoliopsida, Rosales, Rosaceae.